UCCAUCAACUUCAAGAACAUAUCCACUGAUCCUCCCAAGACUCAGGGCUUCUGCACCUUCAAGCCCCUGCCGCCUGCAGAAGCUCAAGAGGAACGCCACUUCUUAGACUUAAUUGCGUUGCCUGAAACUCCACUUGUACCAACUCCUCUGUCAUUGGAGCAGACGAGUCAUCCUGCCAACAGCACCUUCACCAUUCUCCCAAAGAGCGGAGGAGGAGAGUGGCAUGUAGGAGAUCAGCUGGAGGUUUUGAUAAAAAUGUUUGACUUCCAAGGUCAUGCCAAGAAAACUGGAGGAGAUUUCUUGGUUGCAGCAUUGCACAGCAAGGGACUCGGAGCAGGUGUGACUGGACGAGUGGUGGAUCACCUUAAUGGCUCUUACUCUGCUCUAUUCCCUUUACUCUGGGAAGGAAGCACACGGGUUGAGGUGAUACUUCUUCACACAAGCGAGGCUGUCACAGUUCUGCGCAUGCUCAACAUAGAAAGACCUGACAGGGUUAUCUUCAAAGGCGUCUUCCGCUCUGGCUCAGUCUCUGAAACUACAGUCUGUAAUGUUUGCUUACCUCCAAGCAACCAGUCACAGUGCAACUACACUGACCUCCACACAGGGGACCCUUGGUUCUGCUACAAGCCACAGAAACUCAGCUGUGAAGCCCGGGUCAGCCACAGGAUAACAGGAUACAAGUAUCAAGGGAUCAAGAACGAGAAGGAGAAGCUCUUCCAAAAGGGUGUCAACUUGAAAGUCUACAUUAAGGCAUCAGGACCUGACAGUGUCACUGUUUUGCCACAAACGGGAGGGCAAUCCGGGCCAGAUGACGGCAGUGAGAAGUUGGGACCCUCAGGGUAUUACUACAAGGGUGUGUGGAGAGCUCUAGAUGGCACCAGACUUCAACAGUUCAACAACUCCACUGCCAUCAGUCAGUGUCUGAAAGGAAAGAUGGUCUACAUGUAUGGAGACUCCACCCUGAGACAGUGGUUUGAGUACUUCAAGGCUUCAUUGCCAGAUGCUCAGGAGAUAAACCUGAACAAUCCGGUGAGAGUAGGACCUUUCAUGAUAUUGGACAAUGCAAAUAACUUUGUGCUUACAUACCGCAUCCACGGUCUUCCUCUUCGUAUAUUCUCAAUUCCAGCCAGUAAGGAGCGUUAUGUUGCCAAUGAAUUGGAUGGGUUAAUUGGAGGCACUAAUACAGUUGUAGUCCUUAGUAUCUGGGCCCACUUCAGCACGUUCCCAUUUGAGCUCUUCAUAAGACGAAUGCAGAGCAUCCGCAGGGCGGUGGUCCGUCUGUUGGAUAGGGCUCCAGGCACGCUGGUGGUCAUCAGGACUGGAAAUGUCCAAACUGUACGGCAAUCUGGCAUGAUGAACAACAGUGACUGGUACGUAUAUCAGAUCAACUUGGUGCUCAGAGCCAUGUUCAAAGGACUCAAUGUUCAGUGGAUAGACGCCUGGGGGAUGGUUCUGGCCCACGACCUGGCACACAACCUUCACCCACCACCUCCCAUCAUCAAGAAUAUGGUUAAUGUUCUCUUGUCCUACAUAUGCCCCAAAAAGUGAAGCUAGCUGUGCAGUUCAAGGAAGGAAUAUAGAAAUUAAUCGUUAAUCUACUCAUGAACACUAAAAGGAGAGAAAUAAAUUAAUUAAGUAUAAUGUGUCAUCAUUGUCCAAUUGUCUCACAAUUUAUCAACUAUCACAGAGUAAGCACCUAGAGGGUCAUGCUUAUGAUAUAAUGGUAAGACGUAGGCGUGGAGAGAAAAAUUUGUACUGUGAUCACUGGGAUGUUUUG
Molecule: messenger RNA, 1777 nt
Organism: Notolabrus celidotus (New Zealand spotty)
Lineage: Eukaryota; Metazoa; Chordata; Actinopteri; Labriformes; Labridae
Product: NXPE family member 3-like
Exons: 5
Source: RefSeq, a predicted model, not a curated record